This is a messenger RNA of Botrytis cinerea B05.10, 1021 nucleotides long. RefSeq lists its product as hypothetical. The record is from RefSeq and is a predicted model, not a curated record. NCBI's taxonomy places the organism in Eukaryota, Fungi, Ascomycota, Leotiomycetes, Helotiales, Sclerotiniaceae. Gene Ontology annotation, molecular function: methyltransferase activity. The transcript has a single exon. The coding region runs from base 216 to 935 and encodes 239 amino acids.
GAGUAACAUGUUACAAAUAUGUAACACGGGAUUUAUCAAUUAUACUGUGUAUUUCGAUUUCCUGUUACAUAAGCUUAGACGUCCUCAAAGAGUCCUACUUAAAUACCAAAGUCAUCAAAUUCCCCGCGGGUAUCUACUACCAGUAGAAUCGUUUCUCCAGUCUCAUCAAGGUCAGUUGCAGAAAUAUCUCAAUUGACACAAAGAAACCAAUCACAAUGGCGGAGAAAUCUCUCGAACUUCUUGCUUCCUCGAUAAAGCAGUUGGCAUCCGAGGUGCAAGAUGCUCAUCAUAGGGGCAGUGAGGAUUCAGAGGCAUUCGAAAAACUUAUUGAUGCAUUGGAUGAUAUGCGAGCAGAUCUCGUAGGUCCUAUGCAAUGGCUUGGAACACUCUUCGCUCCUCCUGACUACGCAGCUCUUCAGACUGCCUUUCUCCACCAUGUUUUUGAACACGUUCCAACUGAUGGGAAAGAUACUGCAAGCGCUUCGAUUCAUGUCAAAGAUUUAUCUGAAUUGGUUGAAAUCCCUGUAUAUAUCCUUCUUCGUAUCAUGCGUCUUCUUGCUACCAACAAGAUAUUUCUCGAAAUAGACAAAUGUGUUUUCUGCCAUACAACUUUGUCAGCAGGUAUGGUAGAUGCAAUGGUUUCUGCUCGUCUAGGGAGUUUUUUCAAUGAUAUUUUCAAGGCAUCUUCGAGUCUUUCAGAUGCUAUUGAUGCGGGAAAGAGAAGUGCUUGGGAAGUUAGAUUUGGAAUGCCUAUGUACGAAUAUCUUGAGAAGAUUCCCGAGUCUGACAGAGAGCUUAUGGCUAAGUCAAUGACUCUUUCUUCAACCAAGGAGAUUGAAGAUCUAUCUAUCAUUUUUCUCCGGGAGAAAUUCAACAAGAUUGUGGAUAUUGGCGGUAGCGCCGGCCACUUUGCUGUUCAUUUAGCAAAGGCAUAAGCUUUCAUUUCCUCUACCAUUCGAUCUGUGACUAAAAACAACAUAGAAAUUUUCGCAUCUCCAAACCGUUAGCCAAGAUCUUCCCA